AUGUCCCAAACAAGCACGUCCUCAGCUGGUGGUGAUACUGGUGCCGCCGUUGAACUUGGCGCUACCUUACUUGGUUCUACUACCGUCACCAGAGGGAAAUACACUAGGAUAUGGCGUAAAAGUUUAUACAUAAGGUUCCUCAUUUCUGUGAAGAAGUCAGCAAGUUCCAGUGACAACCAUGAGUCUCCACCAUCACCGGACUCACCACUUCCUUCAAUACCAUACACUUCAUUUUCUCCUGCUAGAACCUCCCCUUCCGGAUCCUAUGUUACAAUUGAUGUAAGAGACGAAGAAGACUACAUUAACAAUAAUAUUGCUAGAAUUGUGAAGGCCCAGGACUUGAAAUCUCUACAUGAGCUUGGUGGGGUUGACUCAGUUUCCACUGUCCUUGGUGGUCAACGUCAACACUCGCAGCAGGAGGGGAACACCACCAUACCAUUACCAGUUCCUGAAAAAAACUUGUCCAAAUCUUUGUUGAACAGCUACAAAUGCUACCGUUGCACAAUUUUGUUGCUGUUGGUCUCAGCUGGGUUGUCAUUCGCCAUAGACUUCAAGCAGGAGGGACCUAAACAUGGUUGGCAUGAUGGUGUUGCUAUACUAUUUGCUAUUCUCCUGCUGGUUCUGGGAAAUUCAAUAGCAAAAUUUUUGCAUGAGAGCAAAAUGUUGAAAUUGGCGAAGAGAAAGAAUGAGUUGGAAUUCAGAGUUAAACGAGGUGAAGUGUCCCUAAUGGUUCCCAUAUCUGAUAUUGUGGUGGGUGACACAGUGUGCCUGUGGCCAGGCGAUGAGGUUCCUGCAGAUGGUUUGCUUGUAAGUGAUGGCAUCCUUGUGCUGGCUGAGCCUGAGGAAAUAAAAAGCAAACACAAGGAGAAGAAUCCGUUUCUUAUAUCUGGUUCAAAGGUGAUUGGGGGCCAGGGAAGGAUGUCGGUAGCAUCAGUUAGAAACAAAACCAAUUUGGUUAGAAACAAAACCUGUAAUUCUGAGAGGAGGGGCUUGUUGGAAAGUGUGAUUGAGGAGCCGAUUUCUUACGUUGACAUGGCUGCUCUUUCUAUCUCUGUACUGGUUGCACUUGUGGUAUUAAUUCGCCUAAUUUAUGGAAAAGAUGGGAACAAUGCAGGGUUGCCAGAAAUGAAAGGGAAGGUCAAAAUUGGCUUGUUGACGAAAGCCCUCGAGAGGCUUUUUUUGAGACCCCAAGGAAGGGUUUCCCUUUUCACAGGUCUUGUUACUGUUGCAAUACUUUGCGUGCAGCAUGGAAUGCCACUUGUGGUUACAAUUUCUCUCAAGUACCAGAUUGAUAAGGAAAUGCCAAGCGACGAUGCAGUUCUUAAUGAUUUGUCCGCUUGUACGACGAUGGGGUUGGUAACUGUCAUCUGUAUUGAUGUAUCAGGUGAGCUCAUAUCUAAACCAAUGAAAGUUAGCAGAAUAUGGAUGGGAGAGAAAGAUAUCAGCAUUGUUGAGGGACCAGAAACAGAAAAACCCGUGCUUGACAUGCUUAAACUAGGGGUUGGUUUAUCAGUCCUUGCACCAGAGACUUAUCUUUCCCCUGUGUUCAAUUCACUUGUCUCUUGGGCAGAAACAAAAUGGGAAAUGAACUUGAGAUCUUUCACUGAAGAAAAAUUUGACAUUCUUAAGCACAGCAAACUGAAAUCUGGCAAAGAAGGAAGCGGAGUUUUGGUGAGAAAAAUUGGGGACAGUGAAGUUCUGCACUUGCACUGGUGUGGAGCUGCAUCCGCAAUAUUGGAGAAGUGUUCACAAUACUAUGAUAGUAAAGGGAAUUGCCAUGCCAUGGAAAAUCAGAAAAUAAAAUUUGGGAAGGUGAUCCAAGAGAUGGAGGAUAGUGGCCUUAGUUCAAUUGCUUUUGCUUAUAGAGAAACAGAUGGAGAAGAACUUGAGCAAGAAGAACUGAUCUUGUCAGGUCUGAUAGGCCUGGAAUACACUAGUCAAGAACCCAUAAAAUCAGUUUUGGAAAGUCUCAGAAAUGCUGCAAAUGUACAGAUCAAACUGGUCUCGGAGGAUGACGUCGAGGAAGUGCAAGGCAUUGCUUGUGAACUAGGACUAGAACAAGGAGUUGUGCUAGAAGGUAAAAAGCUUCAAGAUUUGAAUGAGGAAGCUCGAUUAGUCGAAGUGGAUCGAGCCGAUGUAAUGGCAAGAUUUCUUCCUGAAGACAAACUUCUCAUGAUACAGUGCUUGCAAGAGAAAGGUAAGGUGGUUGCAUUCAUUGGGACAAGGAUGAUGAGUAGUCAUACUUCAGUUCUUAAGGUAGCUGACGUGGGGAUAGUUCGUGAUUCUCUGAGCCCAAGAGUGGAUAGAGAUAGUUGUGACAUAUCUAUCAAAUGUUUCAGUGCAUUGGAACCCAUUGUGAUGGCUGGCAGAAGUAAAUACCGCAAUAUUCAGAAGUUCAUUCAACUUCAGUUGACAUCUACAAUAUCAGGAUCAGUCAUAACCUUGAUUACGACAUGUGCUGGAGAUUCCCCCCUUGCACCAUUCCAGUUGAUUUGGGUGAAUGUUUUGAUGUGCAUUCUGGGGGGCCUAAUGAUGGUAAUGAAGUUAACCAGAGAGGAACAGCUUGCUAAACAACCAUCUGAUGAUAGGAAACAACAUAUUAUAGCCGGAGAAAUCUGGAAAAGCAUUGCUAUUCAGGUAUUAUAUCAGACUUCUGUAUCAAUGAUACUUGAGUAUGGUGGACAUAUUACUGACUGGGAGAAGAAAGUUAGGGAAACCAUGAUCUUUAACACGUUCUUAUUGUGCCAGAUCGUCAAUCUGCUGAACACCAUGCAGUUGUUGAGAAAGGAUGUUGCCAAGGUGGUUGUUCAGAGCUUCUAUUUCUUGGUUGCCUUAGGUUGCUGUUUUCUUAUGCAAGUGGUGGUGAUAGAAUAUGCUAAAGGCCUAGCAGAUUGCUUGCAGCUGAAUGCUACGAGAUGGAGUAUCUGUGUCAUGAUUGGUGCUCUUGCAUGGGUAUUUGAGUGGAGCAUGAAGAAUAUUCUUUCGGUUAUUUUCAAUCCUAGAACCAAUUCAGAAUCAAUUACUUCACGUUCUUUCUAUCCUUCUCCAUCUUUUACUUUUCUGACGCUACUUUUGUUCCCUCUAGGACUAAUUUUUACUCAGAUAGGCAUGAACAUAUCUCUUCGUUAG
Messenger RNA from Sphenostylis stenocarpa, 3129 nucleotides. NCBI's taxonomy places the organism in Eukaryota, Viridiplantae, Streptophyta, Magnoliopsida, Fabales, Fabaceae. The record is from the annotation of a GenBank genome assembly.